Messenger RNA from Enterospora canceri, 183 nucleotides. NCBI's taxonomy places the organism in Eukaryota, Fungi, Microsporidia, Enterocytozoonidae. The record is from the annotation of a GenBank genome assembly.
AUGGUUGUGGAAUGUGUUGACAUGACUGUCUGUGUUACAUCUAAUCUAGUAGUUGAAUACAAUUUAACCGUUAUGGUAACAGUGGUAAAAGAGCUACGUGUCCUACCACUUCCAUUAAUCUUUAACGGUAAUUCUCCCCAGGUAUUGAAUAUAAGAAGUCUGUAUAGUAAAGAAGUGAUAUAG